AGCACGAAGCCUUACGAAUCUAUCUAUCUAUCUAUCUAUCUAUCUAUCUAUCUAUCUAUCUAUCUAUCUAUCUAUCUAUCUCGAAGCCUUACCUGUAAAUAUAAAGAUUUAUAUCUAUAGUUCUGACUGGUUUUAAAUUGCCAUUUUGGCUGACUCAAACCACGACUCAAACCUCAGGCAGUCCGAGCUGCUGAAGUACAUACGUUAUAAAAGCCAGCUCAUUUAAGGACAGAAUUUAUUGCACGGAAUGAGGACAUCGCGUAAAUUUCUAUGAUGAAAAUGCAGUAACAUUUCAAUCACAAGCCAGUGCGUUGUGAGUCGGAGAGUUGUUUUUCCUACUCUGUGAGGAAAAUGGGUUUUUUUUAGGUCUGUUGGGCACGAUAUUCUAGCUUUAAACAUUUUUUUUUGGAAAAUAACACCCAUGAUAAUUUUUGUAAGGAAAAGUGGGCCCUACAGUCUCGAAACAAUGCAUUUUACUGUAUGAUUAAAGAGACUGUGUCAUUGUUACAGAAUGUGGAAAGAUUUAAGAAACGUGCAGCUUUGGAACUUAAGGGCCUAAAAUAGGCCCUUUUCGCAAUAGGUUCACAUUCAUGGUUGUAACCUUAAAGUCAAGUCUCCCAGACCAUUUAUUUGUGGUAUAAAAAUAGCUCAGUGACAGUUGUUUCCACACAGUCACAUGGGGUUUAUUUUGAAAGGUGAACUUUUCCUAAGACGAGGGACAUUUGCCGCACAGAGCCUGCGUCUCCGUAUCCAUUAUAAUCACUAAAGUCAUGAGCAAUUCUUUAAUGCACCUGCUUUUAUUUCCAACUCGACUGAGCUUAUGGAUUCUGUCUUUAGUAUAUUAUAUUGUGGUGUACGGCACAGCUCUAAUCACCGCUUGUUUGGUUCUGAUCCGAAUCGUCUGGACUGGAUUCAGAGAUCCAUACGGAACUUUUCACUGGACCGUCCGGAAGAGACCCCCAGACUGCCUGAAGGACCCUGCUUUCGGUGACCACGCGUAUCUGAAGGGCAGGAGCUCAGGCUUGAGGUUUCAUUACGUCACCAAAGGAGACCACAGAAAGCCUCUCAUGCUGUUUCUUCACGGCUUUCCAGAAAACUGGUUCUCCUGGCGUUACCAAUUGCAGGAAUUCAGCGGUCACUUCCACGCGGUGGCGCUAGAUCUGCGCGGCUGUGGAGGUUCUGAAGCACCAGUCCUGCUGGAGGAAUAUUCUCUGGACACUCUCUUAUACGAUAUCAGAGACACCAUCGAUGAACUGGGUCACACAAGCUGUAUAUUGGCGGGGCAUGACUGGGGUGGGAUGCUGGCGUGGCAUUUCGCACUGGAAAGGCCAGACAUGGUGCAGCUUCUCAUUAUCAUGAAUGCCCCUCAUCCUGCCUCGUGGCUGGACGCCGUACUGAGAAGACCCUCUCAGCUGUUACGUUCAGGACAUGCUUGUUUCUUCCAGUUACCAAUGCUGCCAGAAUUGAUUUUGUCCCUUGAGGAUUUCAAGUUGGUUCGAAGUCUAUUUUGUGGCAAGAAUUUGGGAAUCAGGAACAAAUCCAGACGACUGACUGAGACCCAGCUGGAGGGGUAUCUAUAUCGUCUGUCCCACCCCGGAGGACUCACAGGCCCUCUGAACUACUUUCGUUCUCUUCUCAGUAACGCUCUGUACAAGCAUCAGGAUGUGGCUGCGCCCUGCAUGUUAAUUUGGGGUGAGGCAGAUAGUAUACUGGUUGAGGGGACGUCCGGUGGAACGCGGCCUUAUGUAAGGGGUCCGGUUGUCAUUCACACUAUUCCUGAAUGCAGCCACUGGGUACAGCAAGAUCAACCUGACAGAGUCAACAAGCUCAUAUGGGACUUUGUUCUGGAUAAAGACAUCAUAAAACACAAUCGCUGAUCGCCUUUGAUGCAAUGAAGACAUCACGAAGAGUUAAUAACAAAGAGUUAUUAGCACUAGCAAGGUUUCUGGUUUCCACUGAGAAAAUAACUAGGCUAAUUGCAUUUAGCCCGGGUUUUCUUAAACGAGUAAUAAUAUAAAAGUUAUAUAAUUUCUGUUCAGUAAACUGUCUCACAGUUUUUGUUGUAUAAAUGAUGUCAGGAAAUAUUUAUAGGCAUAAAAAGUUUAGUCCAAAUGUCAGAUGUGUUUGUUCCAUUUUUUUUUAGUUCCUCUUUUUUUUUU
Messenger RNA from Puntigrus tetrazona (Sumatra barb), 2159 nucleotides. Its product is annotated as epoxide hydrolase 4. The record is from RefSeq and is a predicted model, not a curated record. The transcript is spliced from 7 exons. NCBI's taxonomy places the organism in Eukaryota, Metazoa, Chordata, Actinopteri, Cypriniformes, Cyprinidae. The coding region runs from base 771 to 1877 and encodes 368 amino acids. Gene Ontology annotation, molecular function: hydrolase activity.